Coccidioides immitis RS is the source of this 342-nucleotide messenger RNA. RefSeq lists its product as uncharacterized. The coding region runs from base 1 to 342 and encodes 113 amino acids. The transcript is spliced from 2 exons. NCBI's taxonomy places the organism in Eukaryota, Fungi, Ascomycota, Eurotiomycetes, Onygenales, Onygenaceae. The record is from RefSeq and is a predicted model, not a curated record.
AUGGGUGUCAGUGUGUCAGACAGACUCAGAAACUGGUUCGUCAAGUUCACAUCGCAAUAUUUGAGACCCUCAAACAGCAUUGAGCUGCUUUUGCUGUCAGAAUGGAACAGAUCAUGGCCCCCCAACCAGCCAUACUAUCUUCAACAACUUGGUCACUUGGUACUCCAGAGACUCCCGGGCUUUGGGUUGUCGCUCAACAUAUAUCACUCAGUUGCAGAUUUUGAAGCUGAUCCAGUACAGAGGGCCACAGACAUUGCCCGUGGCAAAGUUUUCAUGUGGGAAGAACAAGAAGCUUGGAUUAUCAGACACAUAAUGGCGGUGGAAUUACAAAGCAAACCUUGA